CACACACAGCAGCAGCAGCAGUGCUUCAGUGUGAGGCAGAGCGCAGAGGGGAAACCUCCAUCUACUCUCACCAUCGGCUUGUUUUUAUCACAGCCGAGGAAACGCCUCGCUCCCUGACCUUACUGCCUUGGAUUUAUGCUGCGUGGGGAAGAAAUCUGAUCGGGCUAUUUGUGCACGCUUCACACCAAGAAGAUAAGCGAAGGUCUGCGGUCUGCAGCACAACAUAUCAUCGGAAAAACCCAACGCCCUUCCCAGACCGACCAUGCAUACCUGCUGGGGUUGAUGGAGGAUGCGUUUAUGGGAUAGCUAUGGACCACUGACGUGUGGAUGUUUUCGGGAUUUCUUUACACGACCAUAACCUGCUGAAUCUCAAAGUCAUCCCAGUUUGCAAGCUAAACAACCAAUGAAAAGGCAGCCUGGAAGCCCGGAGCUUGGUGAAGCAAUGUGAUUUAUCGAUCGUUAUAUAUUCAUCAUAAAAUGGGGAACGGUUUCUCCAACAUUGCAGCAUUCCAGUCCUUGCACAUCGUGAUGCUCGGCUUGGAUUCGGCUGGGAAAACCACAGUACUGUAUCGGUUGAAGUUUAAUGAAUUUGUCAACACUGUUCCAACCAUCGGCUUCAACACGGAGAAGAUCAAACUCAGCAAUGGCACGGCCAAAGGAAUCAGUUGUCACUUUUGGGACGUCGGCGGGCAGGAGAAGUUAAGACCACUUUGGAAGUCCUACAGCCGUUGCACGGAUGGUAUUAUUUACGUGGUGGACUCUGUGGAUGUUGACCGGCUUGAGGAAGCCAAGACUGAACUUCACAAAGUCACCAAAUUCGCGGAGAACCAAGGAACUCCUUUGUUGGUGAUCGCCAACAAGCAGGAUCUCCCCAAAUCCUUGAUGGUGUCCGAGAUCGAGAAGCACCUGGCUCUCCACGAACUGAGUCCCUCCACCACGUACCACGUCCAGCCGGCCUGCGCCAUCAUUGGUGAGGGUCUUCAUGAAGGAAUGGACAAACUGUACGAGAUGAUCGUCAAACGAAGGAAAUCUCUCAAGCAGAAGAAGAAACGAUAAGACGCUUGGACACUUGAAGAGACAUUUUAAAGGGAUCGUUGACCUACAAAUAACAAUUCUGUCCUCAUUUACUUACCCUCAUGUUGUAUGAAGACUUUUGGCAAUAGAUGGGUUUUAGACGUACAAUAAAAGUCAAUGGCGUCCAAAUGGAACAUUUGGGCCCCACUGACUUUUAUAGUAUGGACUAAAAAUGUAUGUAUGGACAUUUUUUUUGUGUGCGUUUGUAUUCUGCAGAAGAAAGUAUGUUUGUUGCGCAUGAUGUGAGACUGAUUGAGGAUGACAGAAGUGUUGUUUUGUUGGGGGGUGAAAUCAGUGUUGCCCGUAAAGAUAAGAUGGGUUUUGCAAUUGCUGAUUUGAAAAGAUUGUUCACCAAAAAAAAUGACAGUUUUGUCUUAUUUACUCACCCUCGCAUUGUUUGAAAGCUUUCUUUUAGAACUGUUUUGUUCAUUUUUAUGAAUAAUAUAAACAUUUGGACCCGAUUGACUUUUAUUAUUCGAACACAAAAACCACUUUGGUUAUACAUGUUUGGAAUCAUGUGAGGCUGGUUUUAAAGAUGAUAGUGUAAUUUAUGGGUGGACUCAAUGUUGCCAUGAAAGACAUGAUGGGUUUUGCAACUGCAGAUUUGGUAAGAGAUUUAUAUGGAUGUAUUAUUUGUCAUUAUUUACUCACCCUUGUGUCCAGUUUUUCUACAUAAAAUGAAAAUCAACGGGGUCCAAAAUGAGGAUUGACUUUUACUGUAUUGACAAACCAGAGUCAUCUCCCACCAAUUCGUAACUUUUUGAUGUAGUGGCUAAUUUGUAUGAAUGUGUAUGAUCUCAUUUGUACUUUAUAGUAUGAUUUGCUCAUCCCCCAAUGAAAAUUGGGUUUAGGGGAGCGGUUUGGUGUCACACCUCCUUUUAAAAAUCAUACAUUUUCAUAGGGCUGAACUCGAAUAAAUUCGUACGAAUUAGCCACUAAACUGCCAAAACGUAAAAUAGUUGCAUUUUCCUCCUGAGAUCAGGCUGGGUAAAAUGGAAAACUUUUCAAAAUGUGUGUGUUAUAUCAACAAAAAUUAGUCCAAGGAACUCGGAAAAUGUAAAAAUUUUUUCUUUUUAAAUUUUCCACAUUUUCCGAGUGCCUUGAACUAAUUUUUGUUGAUGUUUUGAUGAAUCCCUUACCCAAAGAGCACCGACCAAAUAUUUGAGUUACCCCUGAGCGCUUUUUGUUUGUUUUUCUGUGUGUGUUAUAUGUUUGAAUUUCCAUGAGGGUGAUUAAGAAAGACAAAAAGAGUUGUUUUUUGGUGGACUCGAUGUUUCCAUAAAAGAUAUGAUGAAUUUUGCCUUGGUGUACAAGAUUUCGUGACACUUUAUAAUAACUUUCAUUAAUAUUAGAGUGAGCAACAGAUUAUUUCAUUAACAUAGAUUUUAACCUCCCUGAAGCAUUCAUAUUUAUUCAUAACUAUAAAUAUUUGAAGAAUUAUUCAUCUAUUAAAGGUGACGUUAAAUAUUAUUAAUUAAAAAUGUUUAUUAAACAAAAUGUCUAAUUUAUUGGCUAAACUUUUUUUUUAAAUAGUGACAGUUGAGGCAUUUUUCCAUUUGAGAUUUAAUGCUAAAUUACUCACUUUUAGCACUUUUUUUUCAUAGUUUGUCAAAGAAAUGACACUUUAAGCAUUCAAGUUGUUAUUAAAAGUUAUUAUAAAGUGUUACAGAAAGUAAAAAAUAAAUACAAAAAAACAGAAGUGCGAAACAUUAUGCUUACAUAUAGAACCAAAAAGAUCUUGAAUAGCGAGACAACAUAGAACUAGCCAAUAAUUUUAAAUGCUUAAAAAUAAUAGGGAAGAAAAAUGGGCCGGACCCAUGUUGCUGCUUGAUAUUAACUCCAUAAAUAUCGCUACUAAUCGCAAGCCUGUGCUUUGAAGAAACCCUAUACGAAAUCAUUCCUUAAAUAAAUAAACUGAAUGCCCACAUGCACCUAUACAUGAUAUAAAAGAUUUUAUUAUGCAUUAAACCAUAUAGUUCCUCCCAGUGCAGUUUGUUAUGAUCCCAAUUAUUUUACUUUAUUUCUUUUAUUUAGAUUUGGAUUCAACCGGAUAUGUUUGUUUUGCAUAAAUGCUACUUUGUACUACAAUCGGAGGUUGUUGUAUUAUAAAACCAUGUAGUGAAAUGAAGACUGUUUAUGCACAUGAUGCCAAAAAUAUUCCAAAUAAAUUAUUCUGAAAACUUA
This is a messenger RNA of Danio aesculapii, 3258 nucleotides long. It is a transcript of the gene arl4ca, whose product is annotated as ADP-ribosylation factor-like 4Ca. NCBI's taxonomy places the organism in Eukaryota, Metazoa, Chordata, Actinopteri, Cypriniformes, Danionidae. Gene Ontology annotation, cellular component: cytoplasm. The record is from RefSeq and is a predicted model, not a curated record. The transcript has a single exon. Gene Ontology annotation, molecular function: GTP binding; GTPase activity. Gene Ontology annotation, biological process: endocytic recycling; intracellular protein transport. The coding region runs from base 478 to 1056 and encodes 192 amino acids.